Phaeodactylum tricornutum CCAP 1055/1 is the source of this 3126-nucleotide messenger RNA. RefSeq lists its product with no specific name. The coding region runs from base 1 to 3012 and encodes 1003 amino acids. Gene Ontology annotation, biological process: cGMP biosynthetic process; intracellular signal transduction; receptor guanylyl cyclase signaling pathway. The transcript is spliced from 6 exons. Gene Ontology annotation, molecular function: peptide receptor activity; guanylate cyclase activity; 3',5'-cyclic-nucleotide phosphodiesterase activity. NCBI's taxonomy places the organism in Eukaryota, Bacillariophyta, Bacillariophyceae, Surirellales, Neidiaceae. The record is from RefSeq and is a predicted model, not a curated record.
AUGACCACAAUGCGCCCCGAAGCUCGAGCAUCAGUUUCGGAUGGAUUAGAACGAGUAGACGAGGACGAUAUCUCCUUGUCCAGUACUUCCGAAAGUGGGUCGUCGGGUGCCCAAGUCAUUCUCACCUCCGACGAACGAGAUAAAAAGAUCCGAGAUCAGAUUAUCAAAAAAGAAGAGGCAGAUGUUAGGAAAGCGAAACUAAUCGUCGGCUCUGCUCUGAUUCUGUCCACUAUCUUAGUUAGUGUCUGCAUCUACAUUUUCGCAUCUAAAGCAGAGGUCCUCAAUUUCGAGCUCGAGCACGAAGGAUAUGCUAAGAACAUUGUGAACUUGGUAAAAUGGGAAAACCAGUAUAAUUUUGCUCUUAUGCAACAAUUAAGCGCAUCAGCUACGGCAUCUGCCGCCAUGACUGGCUCGGUGUUCCCCAACGUGACCCAGAAGUACUUCGAGAUCACAGGUGGCUAUGUGGAUGGCUUGGGCGGUAUAAUGGCAACUGCCUACGCUCCAAUUAUUGCAGCCGAGGAAGUGACUCAGUGGGAAACAUAUUCACAAGAGAACCAAGGUUGGAUUGGAGACAGUACUGUACUUCGGCAAGUCCAUCCGGGACAUAGACAACCCAUGGAAGGUACCAUUCAAGACCACGAAUUCGAUCGACGACUUGAUUCCGGGUCCAUCAAGCCAUAUAUUUGGCGUUGGGAAGAUGGCGAGCAAGUCCAAGAAACCACCUUUUCGGGCAAUGUACUGGCUCCUUUUUGGCAAAGUUCUCCGGCCGAUGCCGCUUCUUCAUCUCCCACGCCGUCCAAAUUGACAGGCUCUUUGAUUUCGUCUUUGACCUCCAUGAAAAAGAAAGAAAGAAAGAAGAACCCGCAUUCAUUUAUCAUGGAACCUGUCUACGCAGAGUUCUCCGAGAAUCCCGUUCUUGUCGGUAUUUUGAUUGCCAUUUCUGCAUGGGAAAAUUUAUUUGAUCGAGUGUUGCCAGAGGGAACAAACGGGCUAGUCUGUGUUGUAAAGGAUACCUGCGGCAACGUUUUUACGUACGAAAUCAACGGCGAAAUUGCAACUCAUCUUGGAUAUCUUGACCUCCAUGACGAGAGAUUUGAUCAAUACCAAAGAACAACACCUAUCGAGUUGUAUGAUUCCGAGGCAGCCAGCCUUUGCAAACAUGACCUUUACAUUUAUCCAUCGUCGACUUUCCGAAGUGCAUACAAUACCAACAGACCAGCCAUCUACAAAAGUGUAGUCGCGUUAGCGUUUGCUUUCACUGCACUACUGCUUCUCAUGUACGACAAGCUAAUCAUGUUUGCCGAUAUCACGGGCUUCACAUCCUGGGCCAGCGCAAGAGAGCCAUUCCAGGUAUUUGAGCUCCUUGAAACAAUAUACGGCGCCUUUGACGAGAUUGCAAAGAAACGUAGGGUUUUCAAAGUUGAAACUGUUGGGGACUGCUAUGUGGCUGUUGCCGGUAUCCCGAUGCAACGCAAAGAUCAUGCUGUUACAAUGGCCCGAUACGCUCGUGAUUGCCACCACAAAAUGAACGAGCUGACUCGUCGGCUGGAACUCGUCUUCGGGCCUGAUACCGCUGAUCUUGCCUUUAGAAUUGGUCUUCAUAGCGGGCCUGUGACUGGCGGGGUACUACGUGGGGAAAACGCCAGGUUUCAGCUCUUUGGAGACACCGUCAAUACAGCUGCUCGGAUGGAAAGCACAGGUGUUCGCAACCGUGUGCAUAUCUCUGAGACCACUGCCGAUCUACUGGUUCAAAGCGGAAAAGAACAUUGGCUCAAACAACGAGAUAUGAAGAUCAUUGCAAAAGGGAAGGGAGAAAUGUCUACGUUCUGGCUCCAACUUGGGACCGAGCACAGCGACGGAACGUCAGUCUCUGGUACCAAUCACGUUGCUGACAAGAAUGAAACAUUGGAGGAAGAAAAACAUAAGCUUCAAUCACUAGCUUCCGAUAAAACAAGACGAUUGAUUGAUUGGAAUGUCGAAGUGCUCUUGCGUCUCCUCGGUCAAAUCGUUGCGUGCAGAAUUACACACCCGGUCAAGAUUUCCGGAGUUUUCGUUCGGAAUAGCGCGUCUCCGAAGGGGCAAACAGUUCUUGAGGAAGUUAAAGAAAUCAUAACUUUGCCUAAUUUCAACGCCAAAAGCGCAGAGCUCAGAAAAAAAGAUUCGGCAACAACACAGCUCAAUGAUGAUGUGGUCCAGCAACUACGUGAAUACGUAGCGAAUGUUGCAGCUCUGUAUCGCUGUAAUCCUUUCCAUAAUUUUGAACACGCUUCGCACGUGACCAUGUCAGUAGUCAAACUGCUCAGCCGAAUAGUAGUCCCAGCGGAUGUUGACUAUGAAAAUCUUGAUACGGAUAAAAUUGCGUCAACCCUGCACGAUCACACCUACGGAAUCACUUCAGAUCCUUUGACUCAAUUUGCCUGCGUCUUUUCGGCUUUAAUUCACGAUGUCGACCCAUAUAUCGCCGAACAGAAUGCGGUUGAUUUGGCAUGGGAUCUGCUCAACGAAGACUCAUACAGCAGUCUGCGGGCGGCGAUAUAUCGCGACGACAUCGAGCGAAAACGAUUCCGACAGCUGGUGGUCAAUUUGGUCAUGGCCACAGACAUAAUGGAUGCGGAUCUCAAAAUCCUGCGCAAUGCUCGAUGGAACAAGGCAUUUUCCGAAGCAAGUUUGCAAGAAUCCAUGGUCCAAUCAACAAAUCGUAAGGCAACAAUUGUGAUUGAGCACUUGAUUCAGGCAUCAGACGUUGCUCACACGAUGCAGCACUGGCAUAUCUAUCGCAAAUGGAAUGAGCGAUUGUUCGAAGAAAUGUACAACGCGUUUAUUGAUGGUCGGGCAGAGAAGAAUCCGGCGGAGUUCUGGUACCAAGGGGAGCUGGGAUUUUUCGACUUUUACAUUGUUCCGCUUGCAAAAAAACUGGAGGAAUGUGGAGUCUUUGGGGUGUCGAGCGAAGAGUACUUGAAUUAUGCGCUACGCAACCGUCAAAAAUGGUCAGACAAAGGGCAACAAAUGUAGGGGAUAUGAUGCAGAAAUUGUCUCAAGGAGCGAGCCAAGUCAAAAGAAAUGAUUGCAAGCAAGACAUGCUUUUCCUUUAACCGUGGCGAUGUGUAUGCACAUGGCCGAUUUCGU